This is a messenger RNA of Capsaspora owczarzaki ATCC 30864, 3430 nucleotides long. RefSeq lists its product as hypothetical. The coding region runs from base 143 to 3340 and encodes 1065 amino acids. The transcript is spliced from 4 exons. The record is from RefSeq and is a predicted model, not a curated record. NCBI's taxonomy places the organism in Eukaryota, Filasterea, Ministeriida, Capsasporidae.
GAAGCUUUUCCAUUGUCCAGUGGCAUUGGGCAUCUGAUCCGAAAUUCAAUCGGAGUGCAAGCCUGCUUUUGCAUUGCAUUGGAAGACACAUCAAAACAAAAAAAAGCCAAUUGGGAUCCCACUGAAUCUCUCGCUCUCGACCAUGUCUAAACCGGGCACACCACAACUUGCUGCUGCCAAAAACGCUGCAGCAGAGCCCCUUCCCGCUGCCUCGGCGAGCGGCGGUAGUGGCGCGGGCAGCCAAAAUGUAAUCUCGGCGGAAGAGUUUGCCGUCCAGCAAGACAACCAGCAAAAGGCCAUCCUCGAGCUGGUCGCCAUCAACCGAGAGGCGGAGACGCUCUCAGGCAAAAAGAAGCUGAACAAGAAGGAGACUGCCCGUCUCAACUUUCUGAUUGAGCGCAAAAUCACCUUGCUCGAAAUCAUGUCGCGGUUUGAUUCGCUGCAAACGUCGUCCGUCAAGCGCGACACCAAACCCCUCCCGAUCGGCAACGACGGCACGCGAGGCGCUACCCAGCUCAAGCCGCGCCCGCCAGCUCCUCCCAAAGAAGAGCCACCAGCUCCAGAGCCCGAGCCACCAGCAGCCGAAUCGGAGGAGGAGGAAGAAGACGCAAAGGAAGUCAAUCCCUUUGAGGCGAAUCAGGACGAUAACGAUCUGGGCGAUGUCCGCUACCGCGGCGUCUUCCCCGACAACCGACCAAAGCGAUCGAUUUACGAGAGCGCGCCUCCUGUUCCAGCGCGUCGUCCUGCUCCGGGCAACAACAGCAACCACAGCGAUGCGGAAGACCACUCCUCAGACAACGACACCACGAAAGACGAUGAAGAGGAAGACGACCAGCACGACGAGGACGGCUCGCCAUUCAGUCGUCAAGAAAGCCCUCGCACCGCUACACGCACGCCGCCGCCGCCCAAGCCCAGGCGAUCAGCCUCUGAUGCCGGCGAUCUGUCGGAUGGCGAAUCCAAGGGUGCUCACGAUCACGGAGAUGACGAUGACGAGCAGGAUGACGAUGACGAAGGCAGCCUUGCUGUCAGCCCCGUCUCGCGCGUUCCGCCGACCAAACCCAGCCGUCUGUCGUCUGCAGCUGCUCGCGCUGCCAUUGCACGAGGAUCGCAAAUGUCGCCGACGUUUGUUGAGAGCGAUGACCUGCCUGCAGCCUCGUCCGCCACCAGCACUCCGGCUCGUCAUGGCAAGAGCCCGUUCGCCGACUUGAGCGAUAGCGACGACGACACCAAGUCCUCCCCCGUCAAGGCGGCCCAGAAGAGCGCCUCGAGCGGCAGUGAAGGGUCGAGCGACGACGACAACGACGACGACGACGACGAUAACGACGACGACGAUGACGACGACGACGACGACGACGACGACGAUGAGAACGAGGACGAGGAAGCGGAAGAGGGUGAAUCCGAAGCUGAUCGGCUGGCUCGUGAGGCCGCCGAGCGCGAAGAGGAGGAAGCCCGCCUUGCUCACGAGGAGGAGGAACGUCGCGCCAAGGAAGAGUUUGACCGCAAGGCUCGCGAGAAGGCCGAGAAGAAGGCCAAGGAAGAAGCCGCUGCUCUCCGUGCCAAGGAGGAGGCUGCUCGCAUGGCGGCACAGGCCAAGGAGGCUGCGGAGCGCAGGGCCAAGGCCGAGGCUGAGAAAAAAGCCAAGGAGGAAGCUGACAAGAAGGCCAAGGAGGAGGCUGACAAGAAGGCCAAGGAGGAGGCUGACAAGAAGGCCAAAGCUGAAGCCGAGAAGAAGGCCAAGGAAGAAGCCGACCGCAAGGCCAAGGAAGAAGCCGACCGCAAGGCCAAGGCUGAGGCUGAAAAGAAGGCCAAAGAGGAAGCCGAACGCAAGGCCAAGGAAGAAGCCGAGCGCAAGGCAAAGGACGAAGCCGCCCGCAAGGCAAUCGAAGCUGCCGAAAAGGAAGCUGCCGCUCGCAAGGCCAAGGAAGACGCUGCUCGCAAGGCUCAGCAAGAGGCAGAAGCAUUGGCCGCCCGAAAAGCGCAAGAAGAGCAAGAGGAAGCCGAGCGACUUGAGGCCGAGCGACUUGAGGCCGAGCGACUUGAGGCCGAGCGACUCGCCGAAGAAGAGGCUGAGGAAGCUGCACGACAAGCCCGCCUGGCUGCAGAUCGUGAGGAAGAGGAGCGCCUGGCUCAAGAGGAGGCCGAGCGCCGUGAGGAAGCCGAGCGUCACGCGCGCGAGGAGGAAGAGGCACGGUUGCAAUUCGAGGAGGAGGAGCGCCAAGCCAAGCUCGAGUUUGAGCGAAAACUUGCCGAGAAGAAGGCCAAGCAAGAGGCCGAGCGCCAGGCCAAGCAGGAGGCUGAGCGCCAGGCCAGAGAGGAAGCCGAACGCAAGGCCAAGGACGAAGCUGCCCGCAAGGCAAUCGAAGCCGCCGAGAAGGAGGCAGCCGCGCGCAAGGCCAAGGAGGAGGCUGCUCAAAGGGCUCUUGAAGAAGCCGAGCAAAAGGCACAAGCAGAAGCAGCGCGCAAGGCUCAGGCCGCUGCCGACAAGAAGGCAAAGGAGGAGGCGGAGAAGCUCGCCCGCGAGCAAGAGGCUGCGCGUGAGGAGGAACAGCGUCGCCAAGAUUUGCUCGAGCGCGAGGCUGAAAUGCAACGCUGGCAGAAGGAAAGCGACGAGCGCGCCAAGCGUGAGGCCAAGGAGAAGGCUGAGCGCGAGCAACGUGCGGCCGAGAGCCUGGCUGUCGCAGCGGCUGCCAUGCGUGAGGCCCAAGUGAACCGUGGCAGCGUUUAUGGCGGCCUUGGCGUUACCGCUUCCACGAGCUCGGCUGCCGUGUCUUCGCCUGCCAGCAAGGCCACUUCCACCACUGCGUCCACUACGGAUUUGACUCCUGCGUCUCCCUCGCGCAGCAACACUUCGUCCGUUGCGGAUAUUUCGGCACAUGCUGCUGCUGCUGCCGCGACCACGGCGGCGGUGCCACCAUCACCCUCGCCUUCGAGCACAUCCGCACUGUCCCCUGAAGAGCGUGCCCACAAGCUGCUGAGCAAAGGCGACAUUUUCAAAAAGCACGGCCGUUCGGGCAACCCCCACUCUCGAUAUGUCUAUGUCGAGUUUGAGUCGAGCGCAGCAAGCUGCAAGACUGGCAAGCUCGUCUGGACCGAUCCGAAGCAGAUGACCGACGACAAGAAGAAGAAGGACAAGGACAUGGAGACCGUGGCGCUGCAUGAGAUUUACAAGAUUCUUCUCGGGCACAAUACGAAAGUGUUUGAGCGUUCCGGCAAAGAGAAAGAUGCAGGCCGAGCAUUCUCGUUCAUCUGCAAGGACCGCACGCUGGAUCUCGAGGCCGAGUCGGCUGCGACGCGCGAUGCCUUUGUUGACGCAUUCAAUCUCUUGCUUGGACUGAAGUAGAUGAAAUCGUUCCCCGACAAAAGCUCGCUAUUGGUUUUUUAUGAGUGUUUUUUUGUUCUUUGGUUGUCUUUUUAUUGAAAACAAAAUGGU